AUGUCUGAAGCCUCCAAGGAGGGUGUGGAGACCUGGGGGCUGCUGGUGUCAGGCAAGGCCUGCUUAACAACCAUGGACAAAAAGCUUAAUGUGCUAAACGAGAAGGUUGACAAACUCUUGCAUUUCCAGGAAGAUGUCACGGAGAAAUUGCAGUGUGUGUACCAAGGCAUGGGCCACCUGGAGCAGGGCCUACACCGCCUGGAGGCCUCUCACAUCCUGGGCCCAGGUGGGGCUGACCAUACUCCUCCAGCUGACGCACAGGCUGGGUGGCCAGAGGUCCUGGAGCUGGUGAGGAAUGUGCGGCAGGAUGCUGCCCAGCAUGGUGCCAGGCUUGAAGCCCUAUUCAGGAUGGUCGUGGCCGUGGACAAGGCCAUAGCUUUGGUGGGGGCUGUGUUCCAGAACUCGAAGGUGAUGGAUUUCAUCAUGCAAGGGAGUGUCCCUUGGAGGAAAGGAAGCCUGGCUGAUGGCUCUUCAGAGAACAAAGAUCGAGUGGAAGAGAAAGGAGCAAAACCAAAGCAUGUGCUGAGCACCAGAGCCGUGCAGGCCGAGAUCAGGGGGUCUCCGGAGGAGAGCCAGAAGGAAAACUUGCCAGAGGGGACAGUGGAGACGCUGACUCCCAUCAAUGCUUCAGGGAUAGGAUCUGAUCUUCUUACCCAGGAAGAGGCUUCACUAGGGCAGGCAGAAGUGCCCCCUGGCCACCUGCCGCUGCCCACAGAGGUGGAAGCCAAAGUUCCUAGAGCAUUCAUUGAGAACCCUGGGACUGACCUGGAAUUGUCUGCAGCACCCAACAGGGUCAAGGAGGCCCCAACCAGCCAGGAGACUUUACCCAGUACAGCACGAGGAUCAUCAUUCAGCAGGCCUGACUCUCGGCCCACAGAGGCAGGCAUGAGGCUGACUCCAGGGCUGCCAGUCCAGGCCAAGGCAGCUUACAGUGGUGUAGAAACACCUCCGAGGAUCUCCAUCCAUGUGCAGGAAACAGACACCCCUGGGGAGCUGCUUGUGACACGAGGGGGCAGCCUCAGACACAUACCCCCUGAGGAGGCUCCAGCAGCUGCCUAUCCAGGUGAGCAGGACCCACCUGGGCCCACUCCCCAGACCCCUGUGACCAAGUCAGAAAAACAGAUCCCAAAAGGAGCUGGAAAGAUUUCCCCACUGCGGAAGCAGAGCAGCGAUGAGGGAACAAAGGCAGAGGAGAAGCAGGGGCCUGGGGCUGAGUCCACCGUGGGACCAAGAGGGGCCAGGAGGAACAUGGGAGACCAUGCUGGAUCCCUGGGCUGGCAGCAGGACAAAGACCCAGGGACAGGACACCCUGAGCCUGGAAAGGACUGCACAUCCAGAGGCAUGGGCAGAGCUGAAGCAGGAAGGAAGACCCCCCUGGGAGCCGAGGCUGGCAGCGUGGUUCUGGAUGACAGUCCAGCCCCACCAGCCCCUUUUGAACACCGCGUGGUGAGUGUCAAGGAGACCGCGACCUCAGCAGUUUACACAGUGUGCCAGCAUGACGUCUUGGGAGGGGGCCGGUUUGGCCAGGUCCACAGGUGCACAGAGAAGUCCACAGGCCUCUCACUGGCAGCUAAGAUCAUCAAAGUGAAGAGUGCCAAGGACCGGGAGGAUGUGAAGAAUGAGGUCUACAUCAUGAACCAGCUCAGCCACGUGAACCUGAUCCAGCUCUAUGAUGCCUUUGAAAGCAAGAACAGCUUCACCCUCGUCAUGGAAUAUGUGGAUGGAGGUGAACUCUUUGACCGGAUCACAGAGGAGAAGUACCAGCUGACUGAACUGGAUGUGAUCUUGUUCACCAAGCAGAUCUGCGAGGGUGUGCAUUACCUCCAUCAGCACUAUAUCCUGCACUUGGACCUCAAGCCAGAGAACAUACUGUGUGUCAAUCAGACAGGACAUCAAAUUAAGAUCAUUGACUUUGGGCUGGCCAGAAGGUACAAGCCUCGGGAGAAGCUUAAGGUGAACUUCGGCACUCCAGAGUUCCUGGCCCCAGAAGUCGUCAACUAUGAAUUUGUGUCCUUCCCUACAGACAUGUGGAGUGUGGGGGUCAUUACCUACAUGCUACUCAGUGGUUUAUCCCCAUUUCUAGGGGAAACAGAUGCAGAGACCAUGAAUUUCAUUGUGAACUGUAGCUGGGAGUUUGACGCUGACACCUUUGAAGGGCUGUCAGAAGAGGCCAAGGACUUUGUUUCCCGCCUGCUGGUCAAAGAGAAGAGUUGCAGAAUGAGUGCCACGCAGUGCCUGAAACAUGAGUGGUUGAAUAAUUUGCCUGCCAAAGCUUCAAAAUCCAAAGUUUGUCUCAAAUCCCAAUUAUUAUUGCAGAAAUACAUGGCUCAGAGGAAAUGGAAGAAACAUUUCUACGUGGUGACUGCUGCCAACAGGCUAAGGAAAUUUCCAACUUGUCCCUAA
Molecule: messenger RNA, 2403 nt
Organism: Puma concolor (puma)
Lineage: Eukaryota; Metazoa; Chordata; Mammalia; Carnivora; Felidae
Gene: MYLK3
Product: myosin light chain kinase 3
Biological process (GO): intracellular signal transduction; positive regulation of apoptotic process; protein phosphorylation
Cellular component (GO): nucleus
Molecular function (GO): protein serine/threonine kinase activity; ATP binding
Source: RefSeq, a predicted model, not a curated record